UUUCCCCUUGCCAUCAUGAACGACUACCGCGCUGUUAUUUUCGAUAUUGGGGGAGUCGUAAUGCGGAGUCCGUUCAUCGCGAUAGCUGCCACUGAACGGAGGCUCGGACUACCUGAGAAUUAUCUCAACACUUCAAUCGUAGAGCGUGGACCUAACGGAGCGUGGCAGCGCUUCGAGCGCGGCGAAAUCCAACUCCAAGCAUUCUAUCAACAGUUCAGUCGCGACCUAUCGGAUACUGCGAAUGGGAAUCAAUGGUAUGCUGCUUAUUGCAAACGCAAAGGACUUUCGUGUCCCCCCCUGCCAGAAAAACUGUCUGUCGAUGGACGAGAAGUGCUUUACCAUCUAGUUGUCUAUCCUCGCGCCAACUUUGUGCUACAGUUAUUUGGUUCGAUGAUGCGUGAAGCUGUCACCUUCGACCCACACAUGCUCCGAGCGAUUCGCAGAAUACGAGCGGCAGGCAAGCAUAAAAUUAUUGCUCUCACCAAUAAUUUUGCGCGUUCCUCGACCGAAGAUCCAAUUCCCCCGUCAGAAUUGGAAUUCCUUGGCUGGAAUGAGGGAGGAGCGACUCCUGCUGUCCUCCGCGGACUAUUCGACGAUUUUUGUGACAGCAGCGAGCUUGGUGCACGAAAACCCGAACCGCGGUUCUACAGAAUGGCACUUGAGCGCAAUGGUCUGCUAGCACACCAAGUCGUGUUUCUGGACGACAUCGGGAUAAAUCUCAAAGCCGCGAAACAACUUGGUAUGGAGACCAUCCAUGUACCACUGGGGGGUAACUUGAAUGCUGCUCGACAACUAGAAGCCAAACUAGGUAUCGACCUGACGAGGAAUCCGACAGAAGAGGAAGUUAGAAUGGCCAAAUUAUGA
This is a messenger RNA of Mycena indigotica, 864 nucleotides long. Its product is annotated as Epoxide hydrolase. The transcript has 8 exons. The record is from RefSeq and is a predicted model, not a curated record. Bases 16 to 864 code for a protein of 282 amino acids. Lineage: Eukaryota; Fungi; Basidiomycota; Agaricomycetes; Agaricales; Mycenaceae.